Nannospalax galili (Upper Galilee mountains blind mole rat) is the source of this 804-nucleotide messenger RNA. It is a transcript of the gene Cer1, whose product is annotated as cerberus 1, DAN family BMP antagonist. Bases 1 to 804 code for a protein of 267 amino acids. The record is from RefSeq and is a predicted model, not a curated record. Gene Ontology annotation, biological process: determination of heart left/right asymmetry; signal transduction involved in regulation of gene expression. Gene Ontology annotation, molecular function: morphogen activity. NCBI's taxonomy places the organism in Eukaryota, Metazoa, Chordata, Mammalia, Rodentia, Spalacidae. The transcript has 2 exons.
AUGCAGUUCCUUGUACUUCAGCUACUUGUGUUCCUGCCUCUAGGGAAGGCUGACCAGUGCCUGGAGGGCUACCAAAGUCAGAGCUCUGUUUCCUUUAUGCCCCCAGAAAGGAAUCGCAGAGAUCUCCAUGUGGGCAACCACGAAGAGGCUGAGGAUAAGCCAGAUCUGUUUGUGGCAGUGCCACACCUCAUAGGCUCCAGCCUGGCCAGGGAAGGCCAGAGGCAGAGAGAGAAGAUGCUGUCCAGGCUUGGCAGGCUCUGGAAGAAGCCUGAGAGAGAAUUGCACCCAACAGAGGAUGUGGAGAGCGAGCACGUCCCACCGGGGACCCAGGCCAACAUUGAGUCGAGGGACGGGAGGAAAGUGGAGAAAUCCCCUCUUCGAGAAGAAGCCAAGAAGUCCUGGCACCACUUCAUGUUCCGAAAGGGCCCUGCUUCUCAGGGCAUCAUCUUGCCCAUCAAAAGCCACGAAAUACAUUGGGAGACGUGUAGGACGGUGCCCUUCAGCCAGACAAUCACCCACGAGAACUGUGAAAAAGUUGUUGUGCAGAACAAUCUCUGCUUUGGGAAAUGCGGCUCCAUUCACCUUCCUGGAGCUGGGGUACAUCUCCACACCUUUUGCUCCCACUGCUCCCCUACCAAGUUCACCACGAUGCACUUGAGGCUGAACUGCACCAGCCUGGCUCCUGUGGUCAAGAUGGUGAUGCAGGUGGAAGAAUGCCAGUGCAUGGCGAAGACAGAGCAUGGAGAGGGCCGCUUCCUACAGGCUGCCUCCCAGGAUUCCUUCAUCCCCGGAGUGGCAACUUGA